Messenger RNA from Verticillium alfalfae VaMs.102, 1809 nucleotides. Its product is annotated as bilirubin oxidase. Bases 1 to 1809 code for a protein of 602 amino acids. The record is from RefSeq and is a predicted model, not a curated record. The transcript has 4 exons. NCBI's taxonomy places the organism in Eukaryota, Fungi, Ascomycota, Sordariomycetes, Glomerellales, Plectosphaerellaceae. Gene Ontology annotation, molecular function: copper ion binding; oxidoreductase activity.
AUGGUUCAGCUUUCGCUGCGCCAGACCUUUGUGGUCUUUCUCUCUCUGGCCUCUGAGUCGGUAGCCAAGGACUGGCUCAGUCCUGAAUACAAGUGGCUCUAUCAAUUCCCCCUUCCCAUUCCUCCUGUGAAGCAGGAGAAAUGGCCAAGUCAAACCAUCGUCAACCCUGUCACCAAGCAAAAGGUUAAGUAUUAUGAGGUUGAGAUCAAGGAAUUCACCUCUCAGGUGUAUCCCAAUAAGAAGCCUACCAAGCUUGUCGGGUACGAUGGUAUAUCGCCAGGGCCAACAUUUUUAGAGGAGCGCGAUGGCGAGUCGGUCGUCCGCUUCAUCAACCACGCCAAGAUGGCCAACUCUGUUCAUCUUCACGGGUCUUACUCUCGCACUCCCUUUGAUGGUUGGGCUGAAGAUACCACGGAACCUGGCGAGUACAAGGACUACUACUAUCCCAACUGCCAGAACGGCCGCAUGAUGUGGUAUCAUGACCAUGCCAUUGACCACACGGCUGAGAAUGCGUACUUUGGCCAGGCAGGUGCCUACCUGGUUCACGACGCUGCAGAAGAUGCCCUCGGCUUGCCCAGCGGCUACGGAAAGUACGACAUCCCCAUGAUUUUGUCGGCCAAGCAAUACAACUCGGAUGGCAGCCUAUUUUCGCCGGCCGGUGUGGACGACAGUCUCUAUGGCGACGUCAUUCACGUCAAUGGUCAGCCGUGGCCGUACUUCAAGGUCGAACCGCGCAAGUACCGCCUCCGCUUCCUCAACGCUGCCAUCUCGCGCACGUUCUUCCUCUACUUCGAGUCCAGCAAGAAGCCAGGCACGAAGCUCGACUUCAAGGUCAUCGCCUCAGACACGGGCCUGCUGACGAGCCCCCAAAACGCCAAGGACCUCUACAUCUCCAUGGCCGAGCGAUACGAGGUUGUCUUUGAUUUUUCCAACUUCAAGGGCCAGAACGUGACGCUCCGCAACACCAAGGACUUUGCCCCCGACAAGGACUUCCUGCACACCGACAAGGUGAUGCGCUUCGUCGUCGCUGGCAACGGCCCCGCCGACUCGUCCAGCGUUCCCACGGCGCUGCGCAAGGUCGACUUCCCCCCGCACAAACAGGGCGUCGACCACCACUUCCUCUUCCAUCGGCAGGGUAGCGACUGGCGCAUCAAUGGCGUUACCUUUGCCGAUGUCAAGAACCGCGUGCUCGCCAGGCCCAAGCGUGGCCUCGUCGAGGUCUGGGAGCUCGAGAACUCGUCUGGUGGCUGGAGUCAUCCGAUUCAUAUUCACCUCGUUGACUUCCGAGUCAUCAAGCGCACCGGCGGCAAGCGUCAAAAGGUGUACAACUACGAGGCCGAAGGUCUCAAGGAUGUUGUUUGGCUCGGCCCCGGUGAAACAGUGACAGUGGAGGCCCACUACGCCCCCUGGCCCGGCGUCUACAUGUUUCACUGCCACAACCUGAUCCACGAGGACCAUGAGAUGAUGGCCGCCUUCAACGUCAGCGUGCUCGAGGACCUCGGCUACCCUGAGACGGCCUUUGCCGACCCCAUGGAGGCCGACUACCGCGCCCGCAAGGAGAUCUCGAGCGGCUCGACGUACCUCUCAGUCAAGGACCGCGUUGAGCAGCUGGCCAAGCUCGAGCCCUACAACCACCACGGCGACGUCGAUGGCUGGCUCUCGGCAUACUGGGCCACCAAGGGCAACGCCGUCGCCACGACUACAGUCAAGACGUCGACCGCGGCAAAGGCCACCACCACAAAGAAGGCCAGGGACAUGCGCGUGCAUGCGCGUGAGCUGCCCAAGCGCACUGACGUCCCUGAAGCGUGA